GCAUUUGGCCAGACCUUCUCCACCCAGCGUAAGGUGGCUGCGGACGGGGAGACCAACGAGGAGACCCUCCUGCAGGAGUCAGCCACUAAGGAGGCCUACUACAUGGGUCGCCUCCUGGGGAUCCAGUCAGAGCUCAAACAGAGCCGGGCCGUCACAGUUAACACACAGGCCGACAACGAACACCUCAGUACCCUGCUGCAGGAGCUCGGAGAGGUGAGGAACCCGGGGUUAGAGGUCAUGGGGGAGGGGUUUAGAGGAGACUCAAAGCAGUGGGUACUUAAUAUAUACAUAUAUACACAGUUAUUGGCGGUGGUGGUGGGCCCAUUAUUUGAUCUUAAACACAGUUUAGUGUGUGUGGCUUAUAUAUCCCUAUCAAUGCCAAUCAAUAACAUGUAUUUAGGAUGUCCUAGGCUAUAAAGUCAUUUUCACGUCAACAUUUGUCACAAAGUGCUUUACAGUAAAUCCUUGUUGUGUUUGAUAGUAAACAGUCCAGUGUUGUUUUGUGAUAAUAACCUCAGGUCUUGUGUAUUUGAUAGUACUCAGUGUUGUGUGAUAACUAACCCCUGGUGUUUGUGUCUGUCCUGUAGAGUAAUGAGAUGUUGGAGCUGCAGCGGAGCCGGAUGAGAGAGGAGAUCAGGGAGUAUAAGUUCAGAGAGGCCCGACUCCUACAGGACUAUACUGAGCUGGAGGAGGAGAACAUCAUCCUGCAGAAACUAGUGUCCACACUCAAACAGAACCAGGUGAGAGAACACACACACAGUACAUACACACACACAAAUGUACCCAUACACACGCACACACACACACACACACACAAACAUACACAUACAUGUGGUUACACACACACACAAAUGUACCCAUACACAUGCACACACAGACACACUCAAACUUACACACACAUGCGGUUGCACACACACACACACACACACACACACACAUGCAUGCACACACGCGUGCACACACAAACACACACACACACAGUGUACCCAUCCCUAACACCACAUUAUGCCUCUCCCUCUACCUCUUACUCCCCUCCUCCCUCCUUCCCUCCCCUAGGUGGAGUACGAGGGGUUAAAGCAUGAGAUCAAGGUUCUGGAGGAGGAGACCGAGCUGCUGAACAGUCAGUUAGAAGACGCCUUACGUCUCAAAGACAUCUCCGAGGCCCAGCUAGAGGAGGCCCUGGACUCCCUGAAGAGCGAGCGGGAGCAGAAGAAGCACCUCCGCAAGGAGCUGGUCCACCACCUCAGCCUGUGUGACGUCCAAUACACCGGCAGCGCCCACCUCACUUUCACCUCAGCGCCACCUAGUGGCACGGCUACGCCUGUCGCCGCCCUGUCGCCCAGCUCAGAGGAGCCGAGCAGAUGUAACGGGCAUCUACAUGGAGGGUCAGGAACUGGGACGGGGACGGGGUCGCUGCCCAGGGCCAAUGGAGAGUGUCGGGGAGAGGGGAUGGUGUCGGAUCUGUUCAGUGAGAUGAACCUGACAGAGAUACAGAAGCUCAGGCAGCAGCUGCUACAGGUGGGUGGAGAAGUACAGUUCACUCAGUUUGAAUAAGUAGAGUGGUUUCGGUGGCCUCUAGAGUUUGGUGCUCAGAUUUCUCAGUGUUAUACACAUGAAACAAUGACAUACAGGAGUAUAUCAGAAUACUGUGGCAAACAUGAACAUACUCAUUAUAACUCAUGUAUGUAAACAUAAACAAUAUUGCAAAGUGCACACAUGUACACACCGAUUCUGUACAUAUGAACACACAUGUUUAUAUCCCCUCAGCAGCCCCAUAUUGUAGAUGUGGGAAUAAGUGUUGAAUUAUUCAGAGUGAGAGAGACUGCUGACAUAACCUCACUGCAUGCAGCUCUCUCUCUCUUCCUGUUCUCUCUCUCUCUCAGCCUGCCCCUCCCUCUCACUUUCUCUGCCUCUUUCAAGACUAUAAAUAAUCAAGUUUAUACCAGCAGUCAAAUAAAGUGUUGUAGCACCAGUGAGAAGCUGUGGGAACAGCCGUUACUAGACCACUGGCUGUUACAUGGACUCUAAUCAAAAUGUCCGCCAUUUUGUUUCACAGUGGGUGUCUCCUCUUCUGUAGUUUCCACCAGCCCAGUGGGCCAGUGAGAUGAAGAUGCAGCCGGAUGAAGUGUGUGUGGGGUUGAUGUGUGUCCAACCAUAUACUGCAAUCCCUGUAGGUGAAAUGGCAUCUCCCAACACAUUCCCUCAGCCUCUCUCCGAUUGGCUGGACUGGAUGAAGGGCGUAUUUAUAUCCUCACUGACACACUAGACUAUUGAUUUGCCCUCAGGAGUGUGCAUGGUUUACUGUUCCCUCUGUAGUGUGCAGAGUUUAGGCCCUGCUGAAAAAAACUGCAUAGACCAGCAUGGUCUAGCUGGGUAUUCUGGUUUACUAGCAUAGUCUAGCUGUAUUUUGGUCACUGGUGACUAGCCUUUGAUGUGUUUUGGUCACUGGUGACCAGCCUUCACUUUGUUUUGGACGCUGGUGACCAGCCUUCACUGUGUUUUGGACACAUACCAGUUUACACUGGUGAUAUUGGUAUGCUGGUGACCAUGCUGGUCUAUGCUGGUCCAGCAUGGUCAAGCUGGUCUGACCACGCCCAUCAUUAUCAUAUUUCCCAGCAUGCUCUAUUGGUAGUUGAUUUUUAGAAUUGUUUGUUUCAAUAUCAUAUUUGGUUGUUGUGUUUUUGAACAAUUGAUUGAUUCAUUAAUCUUAUACUACACAAAGAUAAAUAACAAACAUUUUUCUAAAUUAAUCUGUUUAGUUGGACUUAUUGCACCCGUUACUGAAAUGGUUGUUCCAGUUUAGAUCAUUUGGGUAGUCUCAUUUAUUCUUCUUUCUGAUCCUGGCAGUCAUUCUGAAUGCAUGUUGUGGAUGAAAAAAGGUUAGUUGUUCUGGCUGGAUAAACGUCACUUUGCAAGCCAGCAUGAUGUGCUUGAUGCUGGUUUUGCUGGUGACCAGCAAAACACAGCGAAGGCUGGUCACCACUAAAACACAGCGACGGCACCACAAAAGCACAAUGAAGGCACCAUGAAAUCAGAGUGAAGGCUGGUCACCAGCAAAACCAACACCUAUGCUGGAUCAGCCUAUGCUGGUCUAUGCUGUUUUUUUCAGCAGGGGGGGUUCCUGAGGGUUGAAGUGGACUGUGCUGAGUGUGCAGGAAAAUAUAUAAUAAUAUAAUAUAAUAUGCCAUUUAGCAGACGCUUUUAUCCAAAGCGACUUACAGUCAUGCGUGCAUACAUUUUUUUUGUGUAUGGGUGGUCCCGGGGAUCGAACCCACUACCUUGGCGUUACAAGCGCCGUGCUCUACCAGCUGAGCUACAGAGGACCACCAAAAUGAUGCAGCUAUUUUAGUUAAUGGGGCUGGAGAUGAUAAGGAAAGCUACUAGUUUAACAAUAGGCUGACAAUAGCUGUGUGUGUGUCCAUAGGUGGAGCGAGAGAAAACUGUGCUGUUGAUCAGCCUGCAAGAGUGUCAGACGCAGCUGCAGCAUACACAGGGUGCCCUGAACGAGCAGCACGAGAGGGCCCUCCGCCUCAGCGAGCGAGUCACCGCCCUCAGGCACCUGCACCGGGAGGCCCAGCUCGCCCAGGAGGCCCAGCACGACCAGGAGGCCCACCUCAACCGAGAGGCCCUGAUGGAGCAGGGAGAAGAGGAAGAGGAGGAGAAAGAGAGGGGAUUAAUACACAGCAGGGGCCAGGCAUUCUGCCACCAGACCCCGGGUCUGGAGAUCCUGCAGUGUAAAUACAGGGUGGCUGUAACCGAGGUGGUCGAGCUAAAGGCUGAGCUGAAGUGUCUGAGAGAGAGGUACAACCAGUGUGUGGAGGGCGGGGUGGAGGAGAGGACGCGGGGAGAGGCCCAGCACAGAUCUCUGGAGCAGCAGGUGGGGAGGCUGGAGAGGAGCUGCCGGGAGGGUAGGGAGAGGGUGGGGGGCCUGGAGACAGAGCUGAGAACAGCCAAGAACAUGGCCAGUGAGAGCCAGGGGGCGCUCAACGCAGCGCAGGACGAACUGGUCACCUUCAGCGAGGAGCUGGCUCAACUUUACCACCACGUCUGCCUCUGUAACAAUGAGACGCCCAACCGCGUGAUGCUAGACUACUACAGACACGGCAGAGGACUGAGGGGUAUCAGUGCCUCACUCAAGGGUGACGACACCCGCGUUCUACUCACGCCCCGCCUCGCCCGGCGGCUCGCAGCAGCUGUUGCCACGGCAACCUCGUCAUCCACGGCGGAGUCUCGUAGCCCCUCGGAAUCCCCAUCCAAAGAGCGGUUGUCAGGAGAGGGGGGCCGGGACAGGGACAGUCCUGUACCCCGCACCCCUCCUACGGGCUCCCCCAGCAUCAGUGCCUCUUCCUCAUCUUCAUCAUCAUCGUCACCUGCGGUAGAGCCAGCUGGAGACCUGCGUAGGGAACCCAUGAACAUCUAUAACCUCAACGCCAUCAUCAGAGAGCAGGUGACUGUGUAUUUGCCAUACUUACAUCUUUGUUUUCAUUGGCAGUUCAAACCUGAAACAGUUUAUCACAGUUUGUUCGCCAGUUGAUACCCUUAACCUUCCAAAUGCUCAUCAUGAAGCUAACAGACACAGAUUUGAGUGUAUAUGACAACAUUAGCUAAUGUUCGCUAACAAUCUCCCUUGAUGAACAUGCUGUAGGUGAGGCACCUCCAGAGGGCAGUGGACCGGUCACUCCAGCUGUCCAGACAGAGGGCUGCAGCCAGGGAACUGGCCCCACUGUUUGACAAGGACAAAGAGGCCUGUAUGGAGGAGAUACUGAAGCUCAAGUCCCUGCUCAGCACCAAGAGAGAACAGAUAGCUACCCUCAGACUGGUGCUCAAAGCUAACAAACAGGUCAGACAUGGAUAUGGCAUCCGAGAUAUGGAUUACUAUGAACAUGGAUUAAGCAUCAUGCUGGUCAUUCGCUGUCUAACACUGCCUUGCUAGAAUCUACUUUGAGACUCGUGACAAGCAAUCUCCAAAAGAUGGUUCUCACACAAACUGUUUUUUUUUAAGGCUACCAGGCUACAGUGGCCAUCAGGAUAUCUAGAGGCUGCUGUCACAGUCACACCAAUGUCCUCACUUUGAGUUUUCGAUUGUUUUCUAACUCCCUUUUGGAAAAAUGUAUUCUGACCUCAAUGGGACUUUCUGUUUAAAUAAAGGUUAAAGAAAUAUCCCUGUUCCCUUGUUCUUACAGACUGCAGAGAAUGCCCUGGCCAACCUGAAGAGUAAGUAUGAGAAUGAGAAGCACAUGGUGACAGACACCAUGAUGAAGCUGAGGAACGAGCUGAAGGCCCUGAAGGAGGACGCUGCCACCUUCUCAUCGCUCAGAGCCAUGUUCGCCACCAGGUGACUAUUUCUCUCCUCUCUCUCUCCCUUCAUCUCUCUUUCUUUUAUUGACUUCUUAUUGUUCACUACCAGGUGAGAGACCAGGGGAGACCAGGGACAGCUUGUUAAAGGGAUAGACUAGUUCUACAUCCUACCCUUACUAUUUCUCCCCCGCUCUCUCCAUUAUUCUGUCUCUCUCUCUCUCUCUCUCUCUUCUCUACUACUAAUCAUGUUAUUUCUUCUGAACCUAUCUCCACCUACACUGUGUAACCAAAACUUUUGUUUUUUGUAAGCACCCAACCCCUCUCCUUGAAACUUCUCAGGUGUGACGAGUAUGUGACUCAGCUGGAUGAGAUGCAGAGGCAGCUGGCUGCGGCGGAGGACGAGAAGAAGACUCUCAACUCCCUCCUGCGUAUGGCCAUCCAGCAGAAGCUAGCCCUGACCCAGCGCCUGGAGGACCUAGCCUUCGACCAGGAGCAGUCGCACCGCACCCGCGGCGGCAAGGUGGCCCGCAUGAAGAGCAGCACCCCCAAAGUAAGUCCCGGUCCUCCCUCAAGCCCCACCACCGGCGCUGGCGCCCCCUUAAGCCCGACCUCUGCUACUACAGACGGCCUAGCCCUGGGCUCCCCUACGUUACAUCAUAGACACCCCCUCAGCCCCUCCUCCACGGCCCUCUCAGGCCCCACAGUACCAGGCAGCCCCCACUCCCUGGAGGAGCCCUCCUCCUCCUUGACCCCCCCAUCCACCCCCCACAUGCUGGCUCACUCCCAGUGGGCCCUGGGUGUCCGGACAUUAGAGGUCGACUCCCACAGUUUCAGUCUAGACUCCCAUAGUUUUAGUUUAGCACGUAGCACUACUGGGCUCUCCAGGCAUUACUCCUCAGACUCACGGCCGUCUCCUAGCAGGGGUGCUCAGCCUGGCUCGGCCCCCUCCUCCCCCUACCGUUCUCCCAUACUGGGGUCUCGCCGGUUGACGUGGAGCUCCCCUCGAACUCGCCCCCUUACCAACCUGACACGUACCUCAGCCCUUUAUACCCCCUCUUCUUACACCCCUCCUAGUUCCUAUAUCCCUUCUAGUUCUUACACCCCUUCCUCCCCUUAUACCCCCUCCAGUUCCUAUACCCCUUCAUAUGCUCAUUACUCCCCUUCAUCAUAUACCCCACCCUCUUCAUACACCCCCCACACUUCAUAUAGCCACAUCAGCAGCUACAGUCCCCUCUACCCUAGGUACUACGGUUCCCAUCGACCCCCUCACUGA
Coregonus sp. 'balchen' is the source of this 6571-nucleotide messenger RNA. The record is from the annotation of a GenBank genome assembly. NCBI's taxonomy places the organism in Eukaryota, Metazoa, Chordata, Actinopteri, Salmoniformes, Salmonidae.